UUAGUUUCCUUUUGGACUUUCUCCACUUGAGGAGCUUCGUAGCUGGCAAAGUUAAAUUUUUACAAAUUGAAUUUCCAGGAAAAUCAUGGGUUUUAUCAUGCUGCAGAAGUGCUGUUGCUUUCCCCUGAAAAAAGGAACAUUGAUCAUUGGCUGGUACAACGUUAUCACCUCAAUUUUGAUGAUCAUCUAUUCCGUCGUUGCUCUUUGUAAACAAGAUACAAUUAUUAAGAACAUUGAGGACUACGUUCAACAGCCCAAUUUUGAUGAAGAAAUCCUUAAUACGGGCGUUGAAGUACUGAUGAGCAUUAUUAUUGCUUCUGCUGCUAUUGGAUUGAUUGUGUCAGCUCUCUUGAUUGUCGGAGCUAAGAGAGGCGUGCCAGGACUUCUACUUCCAUGGAUCAUUCUAACUGCCAUCUCUCUGGUCCUUGGUUUGGGAUACAGCGUUAGACUUAUUAUUCUAACCUUCGACGUUGAUACAGAAACAGCAUCUCUGCAGUUCUUCAUUUUCGUCGUGUCAUACGGAAUCCAUUACUACCUCUGGUUGGUUGUCUACUCCUUCUUCAAGAUGCUUCGUAAGGAGAUUAAAGGAGAGCCUCAUACCUUCAUUGCAGACAUAAUAGAUCCAAAUGAUGGACUUCCAGCCUAUUCGCGUCUUGCCUGAAAAAGUCCGUUGUCUCGAAAUUCUAAAGACUUAAAAUUGUGGUUUUAAUUUAAACUUAUAAGGUGACUUCAAAGUUUCUUAUUGAAGCAGAAUAUUUAUAGUUUUUCUGCUAGAAAAUCGUUUCACCUUUUUUCUUAAAAAUUUCGCAAUUUUUUAAUAAAUUGAUAAAAUUAUUUUUUUUUAAAUUUAUUCUUAAAAAUUUAUUAAAUUAAUUAAUUUUAAUAUAUUUUCUUAAUCCAUGUGCAAAUAAGACGAUGUGACUAAACGUGGAAGAAACUGCACAAAUAGAACCAUAUACGUAGUAAUAGCGCUGAUCAUCUGAAAGAAAAAUAAAUUUUAAGCAAAUAAUUCUUUAUAUUAUUCCAAUUUGUUAAAUGAUGCUAAAGAUUUGCUAAAAAUUUUAUCAAAUUAUUCUUUCAAAAAGCACCAAAUAAGAUUUUUCAACGAAAUAAAACCUUUUCCAGAUUA
This is a messenger RNA of Lutzomyia longipalpis, 1129 nucleotides long. RefSeq lists its product as uncharacterized. The coding region runs from base 86 to 661 and encodes 191 amino acids. Lineage: Eukaryota; Metazoa; Arthropoda; Insecta; Diptera; Psychodidae. The record is from RefSeq and is a predicted model, not a curated record. The transcript has 3 exons.